AUGAACUGGCUCCGACAGCCGGACGCCGAGUACUUUUCGCGGGCGCUGGACGAGGACCUGGCGGCGGCGGCGGCGGCGGCGGGCGCCGCCAUCGGCGCGCCGGCGGGCACCGCGGCGCUCGUGGAGAACGCGACGGUGGCGACGGCGAUCGCGCUCCACCGAUGGCGCGGCCGCGGCGCGGCGCUGCUCCUGUCGUGCGCCUACGGCGGCGUGAAGCGGGCGGCGCGGGCGCUCCUCGGCCCCGAGCACGUCGUCGAGGCGCCCGUGCCCUUCCCCGGCACGACGCACGCGCGAGUGCUCGAGGCGCUCGACGCCGCGCUCGACCGCGAGCGGCCGCGGUUCGCGCUGUUGGACCACGUCGCGUCCCAGCCCGCGCUGCUCCUGCCCGUCGCGGACAUGGUCGCCCUCUGCCGGGCGCGCGGCGUCGAGGAGGUCGCCGUCGACGGCGCGCACGCCGUCGGCCAGGUCGACGUCGACGUCGAGGCCAUCGGCGCCGACUUCUACUACUCGAACAUCCACAAGUGGGCCUUCGCGGGCCCGACGGCGACGGUGCUGCACGCGCGCGACGGGCGCGCGGCGCACGUGGUCCCGUCCUGGAACGCGGGCGAGGGGCUCCUCGCCGACUGCCGCUGGACGGGCACGCGCGACUACGCGGCCAUGCGCGCCGCGCCCGUCGCGCUCGACUACCUGCGGACCUGGCGCUCCGCGGACGGCCUCGACGCGCGGACCUUCAACGCGCGGGGCCUCCGCCGCGCCGCCGCGGGCCUCGCCCGCGCCUGGCGCGUCGGCCCGGCCUGCGACGAGGCGGACUGCUUCGCGAGCAUGGGCAUGGUCCGCCUCCCCGCGGGCCUGGACAUGGCCCUCGACGCGCCCGGCGUGCCCGCCGCGCCGGAGAGCGUCCGGUCGCGGCUCCGGGACCGGUACGGCGUCGAGGCCGCCGUCGGCGGCUUCCGCGAGGACGACGGGUCGCUCGGCGGCUUCCUCCGGCUCUCGCACGCGGUGGUCGUGCGCGGCAAGGAGGCGCCGCUCCCGUUCAAGGGCGUGUCCGGCGCGGGCAUCGGCGGCAAGGCCUACUUCUUCGGCGGCUACGGCGGCGGCUACUCGGACGAGACGCACAUCGUGGACGCGUCGGACCCGCGGGAGCCGGAGUGGAUCCUGCUGGAGGUGACGUCGUCGACGAAGCCGUCGCGGCGCGCGUACCACAGCACCUUUGCGUACAAGAGCUCGCUCUGGGUCUUCGGCGGCGUCGGGACCAAGGGCUACAACAACGACGUCUGGCGGCUCCAGCUGAAGAACGACGAGGGCACCGAGGGCCACUGGCUCAAGGUCGACGCCGUCGGGCACGUGCCGCGGAAGCGCCAGGGCCACACGGGGACGGUCGUGGACACGACGUUCGUCGUCGUCGGGGGCUACGACGGCUGCGACUACCUCAACGACGUCCACGCGCUCAACCUCGAGACGCUCAUCUGGUGGCGGUGCUGCACGGGCGACUCGCCGAACGCGCCGUCGCCCCGGAGCGGCCACGCGGCGGCGGCCGCGCCCCUCGACUGGGACGCGGUCUUCAUCUUCGGCGGCUUCGGCGGCGACGGCUGCGUCGACGACUUCGUCGCGUGCCUCGAGAUCGACCCCCUCGCGGGCACGGCGAGCUGGGAGCCGCCGAAGACCGCGGGCGUCGCGCCGUCCGCGCGCUACGGCAGCUCCGCGGUGACCUUUGGGACGUCGAUCUACGUCUUCGGAGGCACGGGGCCCGUCACGGGCGCGGGCCGGCGCGGCGUUUUUCCCCCCGCGAAUGAUGUUUCGCGCGCGAGCGAAAGCAGAAUCCGCCGCUCUCGGUAG
This is a messenger RNA of Aureococcus anophagefferens, 1836 nucleotides long. RefSeq lists its product as hypothetical. Gene Ontology annotation, molecular function: protein binding. Bases 1 to 1836 code for a protein of 611 amino acids. The transcript is spliced from 4 exons. The record is from RefSeq and is a predicted model, not a curated record. NCBI's taxonomy places the organism in Eukaryota, Pelagophyceae, Pelagomonadales, Pelagomonadaceae.